Messenger RNA from Bradysia coprophila, 1580 nucleotides. RefSeq lists its product as uncharacterized. The record is from RefSeq and is a predicted model, not a curated record. NCBI's taxonomy places the organism in Eukaryota, Metazoa, Arthropoda, Insecta, Diptera, Sciaridae.
UGUGUCUGGUAUGUUUUGACAGCCAUGCUUGUUGCGCAAGUGUUUGUUGUAAAAUUGUAAAUAAACAUUAGAUCAUCGAUACCUGAAAAUAAUUCUAGUACCAAGUACUGCAGCAUGUGGCGGCAGUGUAAAUUGUUGUUAACGAGAAAUACAAAAUUGAAACAAAAUUAGAAACUUUUAUUUUAAUGGCGAGGCUUAAUUUCGGUGUACACAUCAUAGUUAUAUUAUGUGUCGUUCAAUUAUCAUGGAGCGAUUAUAGUUUUAGACCUGACUGGGAAGAACCUGAUGCAUUCUCUCAGAAAAAAACAUUACAAUCCGGGAAACCAUCCCAUCUCAACGUAGAUGAUACGCACAAAUGUCAAGCGUGUACAAACGCAAAAGAUGACAAUCUGACGUUGCUGUACCAAAAACUAGUAAAAUAUUUGCUGAAGCGUAAAAGUAUGAAGUUCGAAGAAUCAUCACGGACCUAUUACCGAAGUUUGCAUCUUCACGUCAGUGAGGAACAAAUGAAUCGUUUCGAUAAAAUGACCGACGUUCAUGACAUGGAUCAACUGAUCGCCGAGGUGUUGCAUCAGUCCAGAAGCGGAACAUAUGAACUGUUCAAGGAAAUGUAUCUGACGUGGAAAGAUGUGUUCCUAGGGUACUGGCAACUGGUUAUGUCAUCCAGACAGUUUGUUAUUGGAAUUCAAUUCGCUGGUUUCGUUCUGAUUUGGUUUGCCAGUAGGAGGUUCAGAUUUAGUUUCUCCGUGGUUGGAACAUUCUUUGUGCUGUUCUAUCUGUACAGCUUUUUGGAUUCUGAAUGUCAUCGGAAGAAAGAAAUUGAAAGAACGGCUCAGAUGAUUGGAAUGAAGGAUAACCCGUGCAAUACAACGUCUUUUUGGAGCUACUAUUUUGGGAAUCAAAAUGAAGAAUGUAAAAAGUAUCUGGAUAAUUCGUACGACGUUUCCUGUACAUUGAUUGAUGUCUACGAAGAAUUCAUCAACAUUUUCGUCUACAAGCAAAUGUGGAACCUCAUUGACAAUAGUGUAGCGAAUAUCCUCAAGGUCUAUGCAACACACGGAAUCAUCGGUGGUAUAAUGGUCACCGUGAUAUGCGUCUACUUAUUCAACAACUACAUUACCUUGGUCGUCAACUCAGUUUUCCACUAUCUCUUUUCAAUGCGUGGAAGUGGACAUCGAUCAGUUAAUAGCAUACGGCAACCGAAUAACACCGGUGCUGGAGACACAAUAAGCACAGAAGUUCUAAAUAAAAUUCUAGAUAUUACGCGAGACCAAACCAAAUUGAAUGCACUACAUCUAACCAGACUGACGUCUAAUUCUGGUGUGCAGCCGAUCGACAUUGUAGAUGGGAAUGAAAGCGCUGAGGGCGAAACGGUAAUCGAAUCAGAAACGGAAUGUGUGCAGCUGGCCGCAACGGCUUUUGUUUCAACGGAUUCGGCCGAUUCGAAAGAUAAAUCGGACGAAUCGAUUCAGGACCUGCAACAGUGACUAAGUUAAAAGUUGAGAAUUUGUAUUUAUUUUGAGUGUUGUUAAUGAAAUGCUUCGGCGGAAUUUCUAUUUUUAUAAAUUUGAUCUUUCACU